Molecule: messenger RNA, 3054 nt
Organism: Myxocyprinus asiaticus (Chinese sucker)
Lineage: Eukaryota; Metazoa; Chordata; Actinopteri; Cypriniformes; Catostomidae
Product: SH2 domain-containing protein 5-like
Exons: 9
Coding region: 1049-2239 (396 amino acids)
Cellular component (GO): postsynaptic density
Source: RefSeq, a predicted model, not a curated record
UGUGUUGUGGUUUAAUUCAUUUGUGUUGUGGUUUAAUUCAUUUGUGUUGUGGCUUAAUGUAUUUGUGUUGUGUCAUGAUUUCUUUGUGCUGUGAACUUUUGUUUGCUUUUUAAAUUUCGAACUGGGUCCAGUUCACUAAUUUUGUGACAACCAGGCGCUAAACAACACUAUUUAACCACAUAUUUAAUCGCAUUUAAACUCACGGUUGAGUGAUGUGUGAAAACGAAUCACUGAAUCUUUCUUUUAAACUCUUCUAUUAAUUGAACAGUUCGAAAGAAUCGAUUCGCUUGAUUGAGUAAGAAUUGCCGAUACUAAUUAACCAUAUCCACUCUUAUCUGUCUAACCACAAAAUGUCCUCAUAGUGCAUUUUGUAGGCGGAGAAUCUGAUGUUGCAAAAAUCCAUUGGGAUGUAUCAAGUCUCGCUGUGGUAGGCGGGAUUUAGAGGAUUAAGGUGAGUCAGUAUUGCCAAACCCCCGGCGGUCAGACGGAGGAUUCAACCCACCCUGUCAGGUUCAGUCCCUCGGAGUAAUUGUGAGUUUAUGUUUGUUACUUUUGUCUGUUUUGUUCGCUCAUAUUACUGUUGAUUUCGAGAUAUUUUACGUUUUAAUGCAAGCGUUUAUUAUUAAUGCGUUUAUUUGUUGAAGAACCUGCCUCGCAUACUCUAACUGUGCUUCAAAACCUAGUGAGCCACCUACCUAGACAGCAUUUUUGGACACCACAGGCGCGUUCCGAGUCUCCUGAACGCUGCACGAGACUAUGAUCCUCACAUUGCUGUCUAGGUAGGGUUUGAAACACGGCCUGCAUUUCUGAGGAAUACGUGGGAUUUCAACAGUAAAUAUUGGAAGAGUUACACAGCAAGUUUUAAAAAUGCCUUACCUUCACUGCUUAUACAGUGUUCUUAUUCGUGUAAAUCCAAAUGUUUAAGGUGAAACUUAGUUCCUAAUGCAGUUCUAACUUGUGUUGAAACUUCUUCGUUUGGACAAACGUGCUGACCUCUUGAUUUGAUCGUAAACAGAUAAGGCAAACAACUUCAGGCACAGAUUGAGACAUGGGUGAGACAGCUGGCAGAGAGCAUGGGAUUGUUACAAGAUCUGCUGAGUAUAUUGGGUCAUUUCCUGUAGAUGACAGUUGUUUGGAUGAUCAAAUUCAGCAGCUGCACACUCAGCUAAAGUCCCUAAAGAAUUGCAGGAGCAAGCGAGCAGUUUCCUUAAAAUUCUCUGUCAAAGGAGUCAAAGUUUAUGAUGAAGAUGAAACGAUGCUUCUCAUGGCUCAUGCCAUGUGUCGAGUCUCGCUGUCCACCGCCCGUCCGUCUGAUGCGCAGUUUGCCUUUGUCUCUCAUAAUCCUGGGGGUUCUGAUGCCCAGCUCUACUGCCACGUCUUCAGAGCCAGACAUGCCCGAGCUGCCCAGUUCCUGAAUCUACUGCUUUGCCGGUGUUUCCAACUGUAUUUUCUGGAGAAGCACCCAGAGGAAGCCCAGAAUGAGUGUUCUGGGAAGAUACCCUCUCGAACCCUAUCUCUACUUCAUCAGGGUUUCCCUCUCAGUGUUAGCGCCUUGGUGUCCUUCAGAAGGGCACCAACUCAAGGCCUCCUGCCAGGGGAAAAGGUUCUCUCAGAGCCAAAUACAGAGCGUGUUAGCAGUCCUGAGGACGGUCCCACUUCCUCUCCCACUAUAGUUCGUAAAAUGGCGAUCCGGACCAAAAAGCUGCGCUCUGGAGCGUACCGCUCUUUUACCUUUACUCCCCUCAAACAGCACCAUCUGCAGGAUAAACUGAGUGCUCCACAAGAAAAGGAUCCGGAAAGUGCAAAAGCAUGCAGGACUCGAGCACCCAGUUUGGCCGAGACAGAAGAAGCUCUGGCUCAAGCUGUAUGGUGCUGGGCUGGCGUGUCUAGUGAUUGUAGCUCCAUGCUACUGGCAGAUGAUGUCCUUGGUGCCUUCCUGCUGUGUCCCCAUCCCAAAAAGCCCAAUCGCGGGUCUCUUAUAGUUCACUUUCCAUCUGGUCUGGCAACCUAUGCUAUAAAGAAUUCCAAAGGGAAAUUCCUCCUUGAGAAAUGCCACAAUAAGUUUGAAAGCCUAGCUGCUUUGAUUGAGCACUACACUGAGUUCAGUGAAGAGCUGGAAUGUUCUCUGAGCAGUGCCCGUGUCAACCACUGCUAUGAUUGGGAGGAAACUGUAAACAAGAGCUCACAUUCACAACAGGACAGCAAGAAAGGCACAUUUAAAAACCAAAGUUGGGUAUGAAUCCUGUCUUUCCCCCAAUGUGGUUACUACCAUUUUUUUUUAAUAACCACUUUUAUUAUUAUUUAAAUUUUUAAAGAUUCAAUAGCUGCUGGCAUUGGUAAAGCUUCCUAACUAGGAUCUUCAGACACUGGCACCCCUUUUUUUUUUUUUUUUUUUUUUUUUUUUUUCUAUAGACACUGUUGUUUUGCCUGUUGGCAAUAACCUCAACUCACCUUGAGCAAUUGAGUUGUGUAAAUUUUUUUUGUUUUUUUGGAAAUAAGCACAUAUUGGGAUUAGCAUGUUGAUGUCAUCUUUUAAAUGUAUACUCGACAAGUUUAGCAAAGGCAGACUAUAUCUUUUGUAUGUACCCUGUAUUAUGUCGUAACUUGUAUUAUCUUGAAAUAAUUUGUCUUAACCCUGUGCACCUAUAAGGGAGCUGUAUAUAUUGGUCUUGUGGGUUGUAUAUAUUGGCCUUUUGGGUUUUUUUGCCACCAGUUGAAAGAACUUAAGUUAUAACCUCAAAUUCUAAAAACUUUCACUAUCCGGUUAAUUGAUUUUGUCAUUGACUGGCUUUGGUACCUUAAAUGUUUUCUACUUCUUAAAUGCACUUUGUCUCUCUUGAAUACAACUAUUGCCUUUGCACCAAUGUAUAUUAUUUGUCUUGCCUCUUUGCAUAAACUUUUUUUUACAAUCAUGUUUGUCUGGUGUUCUUUCAGACAUAAUUCUUUUGAAGUGGCAUAGGAAAAAUUAAUUAGUAGGACAUAGUCAUUUCUGUGAAUCUCAAGAAAACACAUCAAGAACAUGGUAACAUUUCACCCCAAAAUAAAAUGUAAUUA